AUGACAUCUGAGCAAAACAUGGGGAUGCGGACGUCGUCGACAUUUUGCACUUGCAUCGCAGAAGGCGUCGCCAAGCACCGCAGCGCGCCCCGGAUGCAGGCGCAGCUCCCCGGCCAAUCACGCUGCGCCUCGCCGCGCAUGCUGGUGCCAUGCCGUGCCCGGCGCGCAAGCGGCUUCCUCUCGCGCUCGCUGCGCACCGUGGCCGACACAGACGCGACUCUUGUCGCGGUGAGUAUCCCGGGCAGCCUACCGAACGACGGGUUUACAAUCGUACAGCGGCGUCCGCCCGGAACAGGCGUGCUCGAGACGUCGAGUUGGGUGCGCCAGCCACUGUGGCUCGUCGCCGCCCGCCCUGCCCAGUGCUGCGUUCUGCUGCUCGCUAGACGUGCUCCACGCUCCCCAGAGACGCGCGCGCGCAGCCAGCGCACCCAAGGCACGCCAAUCACCGCACCCAGCCCGCCCCGACGCUGCACGCACUGGCAGCUGGCCCGGGCGCCCUCGUCCGAGCCACUGUCGUUGCCCCGUGUCGCCGCGUCUGCCUGUGCCAUUGGCCUGCCGAACCCGGCCCCGUCCCGCGAAGCCCUCCGUCUCGGCCUCUCGGCCCGCGUCCUGGGGGCCUCCGAGCAUGCCGCAGCGCUACAUAUGUCUUAUGGCGCGCCCCAGACCUCAACACCGCACGCGCCUGCGCUGCUCAGCUUCCAUCUCGCCCGCACCGGCCUGCUGCCAUGCCACGACCCAUCGCGCCUGCCGUCGACCAUGCCGGCAGAGCAACAGCCGGACCGCCCUCCUGCACCGUGA
This is a messenger RNA of Paraphaeosphaeria sporulosa, 798 nucleotides long. RefSeq lists its product as uncharacterized. The record is from RefSeq and is a predicted model, not a curated record. The transcript has a single exon. The coding region runs from base 1 to 798 and encodes 265 amino acids. NCBI's taxonomy places the organism in Eukaryota, Fungi, Ascomycota, Dothideomycetes, Pleosporales, Didymosphaeriaceae.